UUAGCAAAUGGUAGACAAAGAACGGAUCUUUCACAUAUACGAUCUUCGGUGUGACGUCACCUCUCGGGACAGCAAACAUGGCGAACAUUCGGUGUGUGAAGGGCAUGGUUGGCCUGGUUACGGGCGGCGCCUCUGGUUUGGGUCGGGCCACAGUGGAGCGCCUGGUGCAGAGCGGGGCGUCUGCCGUCAUCGUGGACCUUCCUUCCUCUGAUGGGGAGGCCGUGGCGGCCAGCCUGGGGGAGCGCUGUGCCUUCGCUCCGACAGACGUCACGUCAGAAGCAGACGUGCGAUCAGCCGUGUCUCUGGCCAAAGAGAAGUUCGGGAAGUUGGACCUUGCAGUUAACUGUGCUGGCAUCGCCGUGGCGGUCAAAACAUACAAUUUCAAGAAGGACGUCCCUCACAGUCUGGAGGACUUCCAGCGUGUUAUCAACGUGAACAUAGCAGGAACCUUUAACGUGAUCCGCCUGGCUGUGGGGGAGAUGGGGAAGAACCAGCCGGACGCAGACGGACACAGAGGCUGCAUCGUCAACACUGCUAGCGUGGCAGCUUUUGACGGACAGGUGGGACAAGCAGCGUAUUCUGCAUCAAAAGGCGGCAUCGUGGGAAUGACGCUUCCCAUAGCUCGAGAUCUGGCACCUAUGGGCAUCAGAGUUGUUACAAUUGCACCUGGACUGUUCUCCACUCCUCUCCUCGCCAGUCUUCCAGAGAAGGUGCGCUCCUUCCUCGCCCGCCAGGUGCCCUUCCCGUCACGCCUGGGAGACCCCGCAGAGUUCGCCCACUUGGUGACGUCGAUAGCCGAGAACCCCAUGAUCAACGGAGAGGUCAUCCGGCUGGACGGAGCCAUCCGCAUGCAGCCCUGAGCCACAGCCAGCACUUUAACACAACUUCACCAACUGCCUCUGGUUCACGUGUGUGUCUGUGUGUUUGUGUGUGUGUGGCUGUCGGCCAUGUUUCUGCUGUAGAAAGCCGCACAUGCCGGAACUGUCAUUAACCACAUCGACAUUUCUCUGUGAGACUGAACUGCCAGAAUGUUCCUUUGAAUAAACAAAUGAAAUCACAAAGUA
Molecule: messenger RNA, 1064 nt
Organism: Oryzias latipes (Japanese medaka)
Lineage: Eukaryota; Metazoa; Chordata; Actinopteri; Beloniformes; Adrianichthyidae
Gene: hsd17b10
Product: hydroxysteroid (17-beta) dehydrogenase 10
Biological process (GO): fatty acid metabolic process; estrogen metabolic process; androgen metabolic process
Cellular component (GO): mitochondrion
Molecular function (GO): estradiol 17-beta-dehydrogenase [NAD(P)+] activity
Source: RefSeq, a predicted model, not a curated record